Molecule: messenger RNA, 1344 nt
Organism: Mytilus trossulus (common blue mussel)
Lineage: Eukaryota; Metazoa; Mollusca; Bivalvia; Mytilida; Mytilidae
Product: tripartite motif-containing protein 46-like
Exons: 1
Coding region: 1-1344 (447 amino acids)
Molecular function (GO): zinc ion binding
Source: RefSeq, a predicted model, not a curated record
AUGGCGUUUUCCCAGUCUAUUCGGAAAAGCCAAACACCUAUCAAUUGUCAGCUUUGUGAAACAGACAAAUUUAUCAAAUGGAAAUGUAUAGAAUGCAAUCUUUUAAUGUGUUAUAACUGUCGUGAUAAAAUUCAUCCGAAGUUUAGAAAUGCAACAGAUCAUAAGAUUGUUGAUAUCAAAGAUAUUGGACAACAAAAUGAAGAAUUGGAUUUCACUAAUAUUAAAUGCAUUGAACAUUCCGAACAAUUCUACUGUCUUUUCUGCAAGAAGUGUGAAAAUCUCGUUUGCCCAACUUGUGUAUCAAAAGUUCAUAAGGUUGACGCGAAUGAUUUAAUUGAGAUAAGGGAAGCAUAUGAUAUAGAAAUAGACAGACUGAAUAAAGAAACUAGUCAAAUGUAUACGGCAAAAUUAAGGAUGGCAAACAAAAAGGAUAUAUUGGAAAGACUUAUAGCUGAACAAAACUCAACAAAAAUGAAAGUAAGGCAAGACAUUCUUUCUCAUAAAAGUAAUUUAAUCAAAAUAGUUGACAAAUACUUUGAAAGCUUAGAAAUGGAAUUAGAUAGCAGUUACCAAAGCUUUCUAGAACCAAUUGAGCAUGGUAUUUCCGCAAUCAUAAAAUCCAGUGAAGAUAUAGAAAACAAAAAAGGGAAACUGAAGGAUGUCAUGAACGCUACAGAUGUUAUCACUUUUUUCCAAGAGAUCAAAAAGAUUGAAAAAGUGGAAACAGAACCAGGAACUCGAAUUUCGACAACUAACAAUGCUUUGCCUAAAUUUAUACCAGGAGAGAUAACCCAGGCUAAUGUUGGAGUUCUACAGAGUGAUGAAAGAAAAUCAACUGAAUUAAGUGUUGAUAUGGUUAUAAAUAAAACACAUCAAACUGACUUAUCGACAGUAACAUACUUAUAUCCAAGUAUACAUCAUGAGAAGUCAAUGUGGAUAGCUUGUAGUAAAGAUAAAGUACUGAAGAAAGUUAGACCUGAAAAAAACAAACUUAAAGUAAUUUUUAGUAUUAACACAACAGUAUAUGGCAUUGCAGUACUUCCAUCAAAUGAUGUCCUUUUGUCAAGUGGUAGAACAACACUACAACAACUACGUGUUACAACUGGAAAAUUAACCGACAGUUCAUAUAAUGUGGAUCCUUUACUAUCUACAGGCAUUCACAUUACCAGUAGUAAUAAAGUAGUUGUAGGGGGUUAUCACGGUAAACUGGGAAGACAAGCUGUGUUUGUUAUUAACAAUAGGGGAGUGCGUGAAACUGUGUAUGAAUAUGAUCAACUAGUACAAGUAAUGGGAAUAUUCAUGUCGCAGAUUGUGAUCCAGAUAGUGUCAGAGGAAGCGUGGUGA